UAAUGAUGUUCAUGGUGAGCUCAGAGCUGUCUAAUGAAUGGAUGCAAACAAGAUAGAAGAGAAUGGGCUUUUUGGUAGAAUUGAAGAGGUAAAUGGAGGCAUCCAAAUGAAGUCAUAGGGCCAGCAGCACAUGAUGCAACACUUCCAACUUCCCCUCUCCGCUCCCUCGUCCAUCCUGUCCUCUAUCUGUGCUGAAAGAGCUCGGCUGCAAUCAUGCAUGUGGACACUGUCUUUUUAGUGUGGACUCUGAUAUUUGCAGCACGCCUGUGGAGGACGGCUCACGGCGUCUCUCCUGUGCCCUCAGUCCCCGACCGUGUCCAAGCCCUGGUGGGCUCCUGCGUGGUGAUUCCCUGCUCGUUCCCUCCUCCGGCACCCGUCAGGGGGAGGGCGGAGAGGGUGGACGUCCGGUUGAGGUUCCGAGGCGGUGGUCCCUUCUUCCCUCUCCGCAGCACCGCCUUCAACAGCGAAGACAGAGAUCAAGUGAGUCGGGAUUUCCAAGGCCGGACGUCCCUCUUUGGGAGAAUCCAGGAUGGAGACUGCUCAGUGAAGGUGGAGAGGAUCAGCCAGGAUGACUCGCGGGUCUUUGAGAUCGCUCUAAAGAAAGGGGAUGACUUACUCUGGGGGAGGCCAAAGAGCUUCAAGCUGGAUGUUUUGGACACCCCCGAGGCGCCCGUCAUCAGCGGCGUGUCGUCGGCCACGGAGGGCCAGCUGGUCAGCCUGAACUGCUCCGUCAGCUACCACUGCCCCCCGACACCACCUGUGCUGCAGUGGAGCUGGGAGAGAGGAGCCCGGACGAACAGCACCGAGCCCGGGGAGGCGCGGACCCUCUACCCGGAGCCCUACAGGCCCGUGCUGCUGGCCCCUCUGUCCUUCACCGUGUCCCACCAGGUGAAACCCAGGCUCAGGUGCGAAGUCCGCUUCCCGGGAGCAAACGCCGUGUCCGUUUCCAGGGACCUGCAUGUGACAUUUCCACCGAGAGACGUGGUGGUCCGAGUCGAGUCCUUGAUGGUGAGGGAGGGGGCGAGCGCCCUGUUGGUCUGCUCCUGUAAAGCUGACCCCCCGGCGACUGAGUACCGCUGGUCCUACAGCCAACAGGGCCACACCGUGCACCUCCACCAGCGCACGCACACGGUCCGCCUGUUCAACGUGACCCGGGACACGAGGGUCCGCUGCGCUGCCCAGAACGCGAUCGGCCGAGCAGAGUCUCGGCCCACUGCGCUGAACGUACAAUAUGAACCAGCCAUCCUCCGGCUCUCCGCCUGCGUGCUGGAGGAUCUGGAGGUGCUUUGUCGCUGCUCAGUCGAAUCCAACCCCGAAGCGGCGGUGACCUGGAGCGUGAACGGCACUGUUCCCCCUCGCGGCUACAACGUGUCGGUGACGUCUGAACCCGGCGCGCUGACCGCCACUCUGAGAGGCCGCAUGGACCGACCUGAGGUCGUUGUCUGCUACGCGUUCAACGCCCUAGGGAACGACUCCAUGGUGCUGCUGCGGGGAGGAGGAGAGAUGUCGCCAUUGGUGUGGUCGGUGAUACCCGCUGUGGCCAUUUGCCUGGUCAUUUUCCUUCUGUCUCUUCUUUUCUACUGCGGCCGAAAGAGGGCGGUAAAACAUGGCCUGAGCAGACGUCCAGCCGUGUACCCUGAGGGAAUGGGGAUUUAUCAGGACCAGAUGCCGCUCUACAUUAACUGCACAGAAGUGACUCAUAUCUACACCAACGGCAGCUACCAACUCGUAUACCAGAACUGCACACCUCAUUUUGUCCACACUAAGCAGAUCCGUCCAAUGGGCAGAAGAGGUGGGGAAAGGCGGAGAGGAGGAGAGGACAGAGGAAUAGACGGACGGGUGGGGUCAGGAGACAGGGGCACGAGGGAGGUGCAGAGUACCUCUGGGGCCGAAGCAGAGACCGCAAUCUACCUGGAAGUCCUCUAAGCUCACUGUGAAGAAGACCCACGAUUCAAUAGAUACAUUAAACUCCCAUUGGACCUCAGAUUAAUGCUCACACUGGUGGUAAUGCAUCACCCAUCUAUCUAGUGGCAGUCUUUCCCUCUCUUAAUCUCCAUAUUGAACAAUGUAUGCCUCUUUGAAUGUUUUCUUGCCUAUGUGCUCUUUUUA
Messenger RNA from Pungitius pungitius (ninespine stickleback), 2109 nucleotides. RefSeq names its product sialoadhesin (gene psg4). The coding region runs from base 214 to 1926 and encodes 570 amino acids. The record is from RefSeq and is a predicted model, not a curated record. NCBI's taxonomy places the organism in Eukaryota, Metazoa, Chordata, Actinopteri, Perciformes, Gasterosteidae. The transcript is spliced from 8 exons.